Messenger RNA from Penicillium chermesinum, 624 nucleotides. RefSeq lists its product as uncharacterized. The record is from RefSeq and is a predicted model, not a curated record. NCBI's taxonomy places the organism in Eukaryota, Fungi, Ascomycota, Eurotiomycetes, Eurotiales, Aspergillaceae. Bases 1 to 624 code for a protein of 207 amino acids. The transcript is spliced from 2 exons.
AUGCACAAUCCCCAAGCGGACUCCGGAUUCUGGGACUCAAAGGCCCCAGAAGACGCGUCUCCCCGUGUACCCCCUCCUACACUCCAAGUCAAGAACCGUCGGAUACGGUAUCUGGCCAAACACCCCGAGUAUUUCUCGGAGGAGCUCGAGCUAGCAGACCCGUUGCUCUACGACCGCCUGAUCCGCCGAUUCCAGACACCCGAAGAGCGCAAAGCCAAGCGUCCUCGCACGGGGGGCUUCGCUUCAAGGUUCGCGGGCAUCUUGGAAGCGGAGCUCAUGCGCGCAGAGGCGAAAAUGGAGGCGCUUGCUCAUCCCGAAACGACCAUGUUCAGCUACACCCGCGGCCCGAAUGGUGAGGUUCUGCCGGAAGAUAGCGAGGAUAUUCCUGCUACCAAGGAGAUAGGGCUGGAGGAGUGGAAGUGGGAGAUGGGGUUCCGGUUUGUUCAGGGGAAUGACAGAGAAUUCGAUUACAAGACUGUUGAUGAGAAUGAUGAGUAUGAUGACUGGAAUGAAGAGCUGGAUCAGCGUCUAGAGGAUGUGGAAGAGGAGUGGAUCGUCGGUGAUCUACGGGGUGAGGAGGCUCGUGCGAUGGCCAAGGGAGAGACUGGUAUUCAGGAUUAUUGA